AAAGCGCUGCAGCAGUGCGAGCUCGUCCAGAACAUGAUCGACAUCAGCAUCUCCAACCUGGAGGGGCUGCGCACCAAAUGCGCCACGUCCAACGACCUCACGCAGAAGGAGAUCCGCACCUUGGAGAGCAAACUGGUGAAGUACUUCAGCCGCCAGCUCUCGUGCAAGAGGAAAGUGGCCCUCCAGGAACGCAAUGCCAAGCUCGAGGGCUUCCCGCAGCUGCUGCACUGGUUCCGCAUCGUCAACGUCCGCAAGGAGGUCAUGGAGGAAAUCACUCCCGGCCAGUUGAACCUGGAGGACCUUCUGGAAAUGACGGACGAGCAGGUCUGCAUGACGGUGAAGAAGUUUGGGGCCAACCAGGAAGAAUGCGCAAGGCUCAACGCCUCCCUCUCCUGCCUCCGGAGCGUCCAUAAAUCAGGUGGUAGCCUUUCCAAGCAAGAUUGGACGAUCCAGUGGCCGGCAACGACUGAGACGGGCAAGGAGAACAACUCCGUGUGCCAAUCGGAAUCCAUGCAGUGGAUUCGAACCCACCUCUCUCCGAGCCCCAAAGCUCAGUCCAAAUGCACCCAGCACUACUGCCACUCGGCCUUGCAGCAUGGACCGGGGUAUGCCCAUGUGGACAGGCUGGCUGUGGAAGGCUUCCCAGGGCUGUUCCCGCCGCUGGAGUCCGGCCACCGCUCCUUGCCCCCUUCCCCGCGGCAGCGGCAUGCUGCCCAUACCCCGCCACGCACCCCUAACAUCGUCACCACCAUGACGCCGCCAGGCACACCGCCAGUCAGGAGGAGGAACAAGGGGAAGCCCCCGGGGACGCCACCCCCAUCCUCCCGGAAACUCAUCCACCUUUUCCCAGGCUUCACCACCUUGCACCGCAGCAAGUCCCAUGAAUUCCAGCUGGGCAAUCGCGUGGAUGAGGCUCACACACCCAAAGCUAAGAAAAAGAACAAGCCGCUGAACCUCAAGAUCCACAACAGCGUUGGGAGCUGCGAGAACAUCCCUGCCCAGCGCUCCCCGCUUCUCUCAGAGCGUUCGCUGCGGUCUUUCUUCGUCGGACACCCGCCUUUCCUCCCUUCCACCCCUCCUGUCCACACGGAUGGCACCUUCUCCACUAAUACACUCUCAGUACCUCGCUGGUCCCCGCAAAUUCCUCGACGGGAUCUUGGAAACUCAAUCAAACACAGGUUUUCCACCAAGUAUUGGAUGUCUCAGACAUGCACUGUCUGUGGGAAAGGAAUGUUGUUUGGACUGAAAUGUAAAAACUGCAAGCUAAAGUGCCACAACAAAUGUACCAAAGAGGCCCCGCCAUGUCACCUGCUGAUCAUCCACCGUGGUGAUCCAGCAAGGUUAGUCCGGACAGAAUCUGUGCCAUGUGAUAUUAACAACCCAUUGAGGAAGCCCCCCAGAUACUCGGACCUGCACGUCAGCCAGACGCUUCCCAAAACCAACAAAAUCAACAAGGACCACAUUCCGGUACCCUACCAGCCUGAUUCCAGCAGCAACCCCUCCUCGACGACGUCAUCCACGCCCUCCUCACCAGCGCCACCUCUGCCGCCCAGUGCCACGCCGCCCUCUCCCCUGCACCCCUCCCCGCAGUGCACGCGGCAGCAGAAGCAGUUCAACUUGCCAGCUUCUCAUUACUACAAAUACAAGCAGCAAUUCAUCUUCCCAGAUGUGCCCGAGACGCCCACCCGAGCACCCCAAGUCAUCCUCCAUCCAGUGAAUUCUAACCCAAUCCUGGAAGGAAACCCAUUACUUCAAAUUGAAGUGGAACCAACCUCUGAGAAUGAACAGGGAAACGACGAGGAAUCGGAGGACGAUUUUGAGGAGAUGAACCUCUCGCUCCUCUCUGCCCGCAACUUCCCCCGCAAGGCCAGCCAGACCAGCAUCUUCCUCCAGGAGUGGGACAUCCCCUUUGAGCAGCUGGAGAUUGGCGAGCUGAUUGGAAAGGGCCGCUUUGGGCAGGUCUUUCAUGGCCGCUGGCAUGGCGAGGUGGCCAUCCGCCUGAUAGACAUUGAGCGCGAUAACGAGGACCAGCUGAAAGCCUUCAAGAGGGAAGUGAUGGCAUACAGGCAGACGCGGCACGAGAACGUGGUGCUGUUCAUGGGGGCUUGCAUGAGCCCUCCCCACCUGGCUAUCAUCACCAGCUUGUGCAAAGGACGGACACUCUACUCGGUGGUGAGAGAUGCCAAGAUCGUCCUGGAUGUCAACAAAACAAGGCAGAUUGCUCAAGAGAUCGUCAAGGGAAUGGGCUAUCUCCACGCCAAAGGCAUCCUUCACAAGGACCUCAAGUCUAAAAAUGUUUUCUAUGACAAUGGGAAGGUAGUGAUCACAGACUUCGGCCUCUUCAGCAUCUCAGGGGUUCUGCAAGCAGGCAGGAGAGAAAACAAACUGCGGAUCCAGAACGGCUGGUUGUGCCAUUUAGCCCCGGAGAUCAUCCACCAGCUCUCCCCUGACACAGAAGAAGACAAACUUCCUUUCUCCAAGCACUCAGAUGUCUUCGCCCUUGGCACCAUCUGGUAUGAACUGCACGCUCGGGAAUGGCCAUUCAAGACGCAACCUGCCGAGGCCAUAAUUUGGCAAGUUGGCCGAGGGAUGAAGCCGAAUCUCAGCCAGAUUGGCAUGGGCAAGGAGAUCUCAGACAUCCUUCUCUUUUGCUGGGCCUUCGAGCAAGAGGAGCGGCCGACCUUCACCAAGCUGAUGGAGAUGCUGGAGAAAUUGCCAAAGCGGAACCGUCGCCUUUCUCACCCCGGACACUUCUGGAAGUCAGCAGAGUAA
Molecule: messenger RNA, 2772 nt
Organism: Zootoca vivipara (common lizard)
Lineage: Eukaryota; Metazoa; Chordata; Lepidosauria; Squamata; Lacertidae
Source: RefSeq, a predicted model, not a curated record